AUGGGAACGGUGGAAAUAGAGGCACCAAUAAUCAAGACCAGGACAGAUGAAGAUGUGAAGGAAGACGAACUCUCUCCGAUAGAAGAAGUCCGAUUGACAGUACCCAACGACGAUGACCCAUCUCUACCUGUAUGGACAUUUCGAAUGUGGUUCCUGGGACUCAUCUCCUGUGCCCUCCUCUCAUUCCUCAACCAGUUCUUCUCCUACCGAAAAGAACCCUUGGUAAUAAGCCAGAUCACCGUCCAGGUGGCCACGCUCCCAAUCGGACGCUUCAUGGCCUCAGUCCUCCCAGAUAUUAAGUUCCACGUCCACAUUCCAUUCUUCGGAAAAAAAGAGCUCUCUCUCAACCCGGGUCCUUUUAACAUGAAGGAGCAUGUAUUGAUCUCCAUAUUUGCCAAUGCUGGAAGUGCUUUUGGCGGUGGAUCGGCUUAUGCUGUUGGUAUUGUUACCAUCAUUAAGGCUUUUUAUAAGAGAAAUAUUUCCUACUUAGCUGGUUGGAUCCUUAUCAUCACCACUCAGGUUCUGGGUUACGGUUGGGCUGGGCUCUUAAGAAAGUAUGUGGUUGAGCCUGCACACAUGUGGUGGCCCAGCACCCUUGUUCAGAUCUCCCUCUUCCGAACAUUGCAUGGAAAAGAAAAUGAAGUUGAUGAGCAAGAAACGGAGGUGCAGCAGCGCACGUCAAGAUCAAAAUUUUUCCUUAUCGCAAUGUUGUGUAGCUUCCUCUGGUACAUGGUUCCCGGUUACCUCUUCCAGUCCCUACAAAGCAUCGCAUGGGUCUGCUGGGCCUUUCCUAACUCGGUCACCGCCCAUCAAAUUGGUUCUGGUUUUAGAGGACUUGGCUUCGGAGCCCUGACCCUGGACUGGACGGUGGUAGCUUCGUUCUUGUUCAGCCCUUUGGUCUGUCCGUUUUUUGCCAUUGUCAAUGUCUUCAUAGGCUAUGUCUUGAUUAUCUACAUUGUAAUGCCCAUUUCCUACUGGGGCCUCAAUGUGUACAACGCCAGAACCUUCCCCAUCUUCUCUUCCCACUUGUUCACUGCCCAGGGUCAGUCAUAUAACAUCACGGCCAUUGUUAAUGAUAAAUUCGAGAUUGAUCUGGCACAGUAUGACAUACAAGGAAGGCUCAAUUUGAGUUUAUUCUUCGCUCUCGCAUAUGGCUUUGGAUUUGCAACUAUUGCAUCCACACUGUCUCAUGUGGGGUUGUUCUAUGGAAGGGAGAUUUACACUCGAUUCCGGGCUUCUCAAGAUGAGAAGGUGGAUAUUCACACAAAAUUGAUGAAGAAAUACGAGGACAUACCUUCUUGGUGGUUUCACUUGCUUCUUACUGGGUCGGUACUGGUCUCCCUUGCACUCUGCAUCUUCCUGAAAGAUGAGGUCCAAAUGCCGUGGUGGGGACUUAUAUUUGCAGCUGGCCUUGCCUUCGUAUUCACCCUACCCAUCAGCAUCAUUACGGCCACUACAAAUCAGACGCCAGGGCUGAAUAUCAUCACAGAGUACAUAAUGGGAGUUAUAUUGCCAGGAAAACCAAUAGCUAAUGUGUGCUUCAAAACUUAUGGGUACAUAAGCAUGGUUCAGGCUAUCUCUUUUCUCGGUGAUUUCAAGCUAGGCCAUUACAUGAAGAUCCCUCCAAGAUCAAUGUUCUUGGUUCAACUCAUAGGAACCCUGAUAGCUGGAUCAGUGAAUCUCUUUGUAGCAAUGUGGCUUCUGGAUUCCAUUGACAAUAUAUGUCAGGAGGAGCUCCUUCCAGAAAACAGUCCUUGGACAUGCCCUGGUCAGCGAGUCUUCUUCGAUGCAUCUGUUAUCUGGGGUUUAGUGGCGCCCCAGCGAAUUUUCGGAACACUCGGCAACUAUGGAGCACUGAACUGGUUCUUCCUUGGUGGACUACUUGGUCCAGUUGCAGUAUGGAUCCUCCAUAUCUUAUUCCCCAGCCAAUCUUGGAUUCCCCUUGUCAACCUUCCAGUGCUCAUAGGAGCAACCGCAUCUAUGCCACCAGCCACCCCCGUGAACUAUAAUGCAUGGAUUUUAGUUGGAACCAUCUUCAACUUUUUCGUGUUCAGGUACAGGAAGAAGUGGUGGCAGAGGUAUAACUACAUUCUUUCAGCAGCUUUGGAUGCUGGGGUUGCUUUUAUGGCGGUUCUGAUCUACUUCACUGUGGGCAUUGAGGAAAAGAACUUGUACUGGUGGGGCGCCAACCCUGAUAUCGAUCCUGAACACUGUCCACUAGCAUCUUGUCCUACUGCCAAGGGUGUUAUUGUGGAUGGUUGCCCACGCUUUUAA
Messenger RNA from Vitis vinifera (wine grape), 2274 nucleotides. Its product is annotated as oligopeptide transporter 4. Gene Ontology annotation, molecular function: oligopeptide transmembrane transporter activity. Gene Ontology annotation, biological process: transmembrane transport. NCBI's taxonomy places the organism in Eukaryota, Viridiplantae, Streptophyta, Magnoliopsida, Vitales, Vitaceae. The record is from RefSeq and is a predicted model, not a curated record. The coding region runs from base 1 to 2274 and encodes 757 amino acids. The transcript has 6 exons.